AUGGUGACUCACAAGUGCCAAACAUCGUGGGGUACGAGCACUCAUGCCGGGUGUCCUCACAUUGUGACUAGGGCGCAGUGGGGCGCCAGGGCACCUCACUCCGUUAGCCAUCUUUCCGGGGCUGUGAAAUACGCCUUCAUCCAUCACGGAGAGAGUGGAGCCUGUUCCAGUCAGAGCUCUUGCUCCGCCAUUGUCAGGAGCUAUCAGAAUUACCAUAUGGACACACACGGGUGGAGCGACAUCGGAUACAGCUUCCUGGUCGGCGAAGACGGCAACGCUUACGAGGGACGUGGCUGGGACAGGAUAGGAGCUCACACACAGGGCUACAACAGUGUUGGUCUGGGUUUCUGCAUGAUCGGCAACUUCAUGAAUCACGUCCCCAACAGUGCGGCUCUCAACACCGUCAAGGCCCUCAUUGCUUGCGGCGUCAGCAUGGGGAAGAUUCAGUCCAGCUACACCCUCAGAGGCCACCGCGACAUGGGCAGCACUGACUGUCCCGGGACAGCUCUGUACAAUCUCAUCAGAACGUGGCCACACUAUUGAAAUGUUUGUCUCGUAAUUAUAACCUUGUGAGGCAAUGUGGAUAACGUAAACAUAAUUACAGAAACCGUCCGUCUCAACACAUCAAUAUUUUAAACAUAAUGAAUAUUUGUAAUAAAGAAAAAUAAAAUUGUGACUCAGUUCCUCCAACA
Haliotis rubra (blacklip abalone) is the source of this 692-nucleotide messenger RNA. RefSeq names its product peptidoglycan-recognition protein SC2-like. Bases 1 to 543 code for a protein of 180 amino acids. Gene Ontology annotation, molecular function: peptidoglycan binding; zinc ion binding; N-acetylmuramoyl-L-alanine amidase activity. Lineage: Eukaryota; Metazoa; Mollusca; Gastropoda; Lepetellida; Haliotidae. Gene Ontology annotation, biological process: peptidoglycan catabolic process; innate immune response. The record is from RefSeq and is a predicted model, not a curated record. The transcript is spliced from 4 exons.